Molecule: messenger RNA, 896 nt
Organism: Racocetra persica
Lineage: Eukaryota; Fungi; Glomeromycota; Glomeromycetes; Diversisporales; Gigasporaceae
Source: the annotation of a GenBank genome assembly
CACUUAAUUAUCGUCUUUCUCCACAAAACCAAUUUCCUACUGCUCUUUGUGAUUCCAUCGCUGCUUAUCUAUAUCUUAUAAAUCCUGGACCAAAUGCAGGGUUUGAACCGAUCAACCCUAAAAGUAUUGUAUUGGCUGGUGAGAGUGCGGGUGGCAAUUUAGUUUUUGCUACACUCUUAUCUUUAAGGGAUGCUGGAUUACCAUUACCGGCGGGCGCAAUUGCAUUGGUUGAUUUAACUCAAAGUAUGCCAUCCAAAUGGGAUUCCGAAAUGGAUAGAGUAGAUUUUAUACCUUCAGAUCUAGAGUUUUUUAUGAAGUUUCCAUCAUCGCCUGCCAUGGAUGAAUUUUUUGUCAAUGCAAAAGCUCUAGCUGAUAAAAUCGCUCUAAAAAAUCCUAAGAUUGUUAGUCAUCCUUCUUUUAGUGAAGUACCUCGUAUUUAUAAAAUUUUGAUUUCUAGCCCCAUGCUUGCUGAGUCAUUAGGAAAUUUACCACCUAUUCUAUGUCAAGUUGGAGGUGAUGAAAGAUUUCGUGACGAAGCUAUUCUAAUUUCUCAUAAAGCUGCGAGUCCUCAUGAAUAUCAAUUGCCUUCAUAUGCAACUAAAAAUUUUGAAAAAUCACCUUUUAAAAAACCUACUAAAGUUAUACUUGAAGUCUAUGAUGAUAUGCCUCAUGUCUGGCAUAUGUUUACUUUUUCUAAACCUUCACAAGUAGCAGUCGAACGUUGUCGUGAUUUUAUAAAACGUGUUACUUCUACUGAUGACAAUAAUACUUCCAUGAUUGAUCUUAUUAAAGAAGAUGUAGUGUCCCCUUCUAUUUCUGCUUCACCCUCAUUUAUUGCAAUGAGAGUUGGUACAGAUGGUACGAUCAGAGAAUUGAAUGAAGCCGAUAGAGAUUGA